CAAACGCAAUCCUCUACCUGUUGUUCGAGGAGAGGAGAGCUAUUGCGAAGGAUGGAAGCAUUUGAGAAGCUGGAAAAGGUGCAAAAGAUGCUAUCCUUCAUGAAAUCCAAUGGCCUCUCUUCAAACCACCAAGAUUCCGAUCGCUUCCUCGCCCAUUUCCUUCUCUUCUUGAUUCAACCGUGCGGCAUACUCAACAUGGAGAAGAGGUGUCGCUUGAUUUCUGAAAAUCUAUCAAAGAUUUCAGCUGCAGGUCUUGAGGAAGCACUACUUUGGUUUACUGUGGAAGAUUCCCAACAAACCUUCGCUGAGCUUCCUUCCCAACUGGAUCCUGAUAAUGAAAGCAAUCUUUGCCCAUUGAGUCCAAAUGCAGAAGACAUGGCUGUGAUUGGACUUGAUGCAAUGCAGCGAGCAAAUUCUACCCUUGAGGAUUUUGUGAGUAAAUCCUCAUUCUUUAACUGUGGACACUGCAGGUCUUAUUUUAUGUUCCAUGGAAUGGAUGUGAAUGAACCACAACCAGUAUUUAAAUUCCUCCCUGUGCUUUCUUUCACAGAGAGCUACAUUUAUCAGCUAGACAGUUUCAAUGAAGAAAUUCUGUGCUUAUCGGUGGAUUGUGGUGCCCCAGAAAGAGACCCUGACUCUUCACAUGCUGGUUAUAAGGAGCAUAAUUGGAGGGUGUCAAGAAAGUUCCUGGAUGCUUUUAGAACUGAUCCAUUUAGAUCUCUUGUUCUUCAACUAGAGCAUCUUGGACUGUUGACAGAGCGAAUAAGAACAGAACUCAGAUUUGGAGCUGAAUAUUGGGCCUUAGAAAGGAAGCUUUGUCAUGCACUGAUCAAUAAAAAGGAGAUUUUGAUUGAAGAUGUGAUGAGAGCAAUUCAUCUGAAAUCCUUUGACUAUCGUGUUUUGAAUCUUUUGCUAUAUCGGUUGAGAGAACAACAGGUCAAUGACUUGCAUAUGGAGUUUCUAUCAAUCUCAGAGUUCCUAGUUGAGGUAUCGGAUGACUUGUUUGAUUACGAGGAUGAUGUGAUAGAGAAUAAUUUCAAUAUUUUACGGAUGUUUGUUGCAAUAUAUGGAGCUUCAAUGGCACCACGAAUGUUGGCAAAAUGCAUUUCUGAGGCUGAAGAAAAGUACGAAAGCCUAUUGGAGGCUUUGGAUCCUGACCUCUCUUCAAAGUACAAAAGAAGAUGUGAAGAAGCUACAAAAGAAGGAGGAAAGGUAUCAGGGCAUGCUUUUGGAACUUGGAGUAUACCCCCUCUGAUUGCAGAUGAGGAAUCUUACCGCUCUGGCAUCUUACCCUCCAAAGCAACGGUACCUCCAGAUUGAUUUGAAUGAUUUCACUGUUUCUUCCUUACAUGAAUGGCUUGAGUGGUUUCCCUGAUGCUUAUUGACUAAUCUAUUCCAUGCAACUCACACAAGUUGAGUGAUUAAAGUUUUUUGAGGAACA
Messenger RNA from Magnolia sinica, 1441 nucleotides. RefSeq lists its product as uncharacterized. The record is from RefSeq and is a predicted model, not a curated record. The transcript has 14 exons. Bases 52 to 1320 code for a protein of 422 amino acids. Lineage: Eukaryota; Viridiplantae; Streptophyta; Magnoliopsida; Magnoliales; Magnoliaceae.